GGUGAACAUCACUUCCUGUUUCGGUUUUCUUACCAGCCCUCGCCAGUCGCUACUAUGGGCCAUCAACCACGCCCACACGCUCCCCGCCCAAAGCGCCCAAGUCUUUUCCGGCGACUCAUAUACCACCUUCUCGUGCUCACCGCCGCCCGCCACAUCCUCGCCGCCAUGGCCAGGCUCGCAACCCUCGUCACCAGCGCCCUCGCCCUCGCCCUCGGGGCCGCGGCGGCGCCGAACGCGCUCGACGCGCGGUGCACAACCACAAUCCUGGCGCCGUACGACACGGUGGUGUUCGACCUGGCGCAGCCCAACGUGGCGGGGUGGUCGACGAACCCCUUCUUCGAGAUCGCGCUCAACAUCGACGGCAGCGGGUACAAGCAGCUGGUGCGGUUCGCGCCGCCGAGCACGGGCACGUGCUCGUGGGUGCUGAGCCUCCCGCAGGCGCGCUACGAGCGCGACGUGCUGCAGAGCCGGCCCUACAACGGCCCCGUGCUGCUGACGUCGUGGGCCGUGCAGCCUGGCGGCUACGCGCCCGGCUUCAAGCUCGCCGACGUCCAGCUCAAGCCCGGCCCCUUCGGCGUCAACGCCAUCCAGCCCGGCGUCCAGACCAUCCACGCCGAGCCCUGCACCCAGAUCGGCGGCGAGUUCUUUGCCGAACUGCCGCCCUGGUCGUCGGACCCAGAGUUUGUCUACUGGAUGAACGAUAUCAAGCCCGCCAAUGCGUCCGACUCGCUCGGCAUCUACAUGCUUGUCCAGCAGUGCUAGGUGCAGAUGCUCUAACAAGCGUGUGAGGGCUGUUUGCGUUGACUGGGAGGAUCAAGUCGAGGUUGCAAUGGAUGGGAGAUAUAAGGAGGCGAACCAUAGUUAUUGACGAGAAAAUGAAUUGAUAUUAGAUUACUGUACAUAGGUUUUUUGAGUUUUUAUAUUUUUUCAAACGACUUUGCCAUCCGCUCAGUACUGUUUUUAGAUAGGCUCUAUACGUGUCCGUUCUAAGUAGAAUUUUUGUCCCUUACGAGCGAUCGGUUAUGUCCAUACUUGAAAGUAUUUGAGUUAAUAUUGCG
Messenger RNA from Lasiosphaeria miniovina, 1058 nucleotides. RefSeq lists its product as uncharacterized. The record is from RefSeq and is a predicted model, not a curated record. The transcript is spliced from 2 exons. Bases 55 to 762 code for a protein of 235 amino acids. Lineage: Eukaryota; Fungi; Ascomycota; Sordariomycetes; Sordariales; Lasiosphaeriaceae.